AAACCCAGCCAGCCCUGGGCUUCCUGAUACUGCAUUUUCUCUCUACAGUGUGGGGUUGUUGGGAGCCCUGUGACUUCACCCUUGGGUUCAGCGGGGCCUUUCACCGGCCAUCUCCCGCAGAGUACUUUUUCACCGUCAGUUUUCUCUGCAAGCAAAACGUGAAAAAUAAGAUCCACACCUCACAAGUUUGUGACCGGGAUCACAGGCGAAAACAGCUCUUCGGAAACUCUAAAGCGCUGGACAAGUAAGUGCUGCAACAGGCAACCACACGCGAGCCCCUUUCAGCUGCCAGUCCCGGGACUCGCUCCUGUCUCCUCCCCUCUCCAAGACCGUGGAGUAGGAAGGAGGAUUAACCCCUAGGGGAGGAGUUCCGUCCCCCGGCCCCCGCCCCGCCGCCGCCUCUCCUUUGCACCCACGCUCGCGCUCCCCGAGUCUCUCUCGCGCGCCGCAUCCGGGCUGCGCUCUCCUGGACAGGCUCGGCACGGCGGGCCGGCCGCCAGGAUGCAGGCCCCGCACAAGGAGCACCUGUACAAGUUGCUGGUGAUUGGCGACCUGGGCGUGGGGAAGACCAGCAUCAUCAAGCGCUACGUGCACCAGAACUUCUCUUCGCACUACCGGGCCACCAUCGGCGUGGACUUCGCGCUGAAGGUGCUCCACUGGGACCCGGAGACCGUGGUCCGCCUGCAGCUGUGGGAUAUCGCAGGUCAAGAAAGAUUUGGAAACAUGACAAGAGUCUAUUACCGAGAAGCUAUGGGUGCAUUUAUUGUCUUCGAUGUCACCAGGCCAGCCACAUUUGAAGCAGUGGCAAAGUGGAAAAAUGAUUUGGACUCUAAGUUAACUCUCCCUAAUGGCAAACCAGUUUCAGUGGUUUUGUUGGCCAACAAAUGUGACCAGGGGAAAGAUGUGCUCAUGAACAACGGCCUCAAGAUGGACCAGUUCUGCAAGGAGCAUGGUUUUGUAGGAUGGUUUGAAACAUCAGCAAAGGAAAAUAUAAACAUUGAUGAAGCCUCCAGAUGCCUGGUGAAACACAUACUUGCAAAUGAGUGUGACCUAAUGGAGUCUAUUGAGCCGGACGUCGUGAAGCCCCAUCUCACAUCAGCCAAGGUUGCCAGCUGCUCUGGCUGUGCCAAAUCCUAGUAGGCACCUUUUCUGGUGUCUGAUAGGAAUGACCUCAUCAUUCCAUGAAUUCUGCCUAUAACUUUUUGAGUAAACGUCAGGAUAGAGAAACCACAUGUGGCAAGCCAGAGAUCUAAGCCUCUACCUUUUCAAUGAGAGAGAAAUAGCAAAUGUUCUCUUUAUGCUUUCCUCAUCAUCAUCACAGUGUUUACAAGCUUUGAAAAGUAUUUAGCGUGUUACAAACUUCUGUCAUGUAGCUGACCAAAAUUCUGCAGGGCUGCAGUCAGCCCUGUUAUUUGCUUAUUUUAAUCAGCAAAGGCCUCAGGUCUUAAAAUGGAAGGGGAGAAGAGCAAACUAGCUGUCAAGUUAAGCAUCGGCUUUCACCUUUCCCUGGUGCCUUUGUCCAGUUUUCAAUAUAUUUUCUGAUGGUCUGACAGGCCUAUUAAAUAGAAGUGCUAUUUUCUCCCAAGAUGAUCUCCAUACUUGGCAGACCUAAGAGUUGCCUCUGAGUUAGCCCCUUGGAGUCAUGAACACAAGUGUGCUAUAUAUUCCUUGUCUUAACUCUCACUUGCCAUGGCCUGAAUGUUCGCUUAAUGAAAAUUGUAUGAAAACACAUGCCUUCUUAUGUGCCUUUCUGUUAGUUUUCUCUGACUCAGAUGUGGGACUCUUCUGUACAUGUAAUAUAUAUUAUAUAUAUAUUUCACAAGCGAACAAUAAAACAUUAAAAGUUGCUGUUUCCCUAUUUA
Callithrix jacchus (white-tufted-ear marmoset) is the source of this 1862-nucleotide messenger RNA. It is a transcript of the gene RAB38, whose product is annotated as RAB38, member RAS oncogene family. Gene Ontology annotation, molecular function: GTPase activity; GTP binding. Gene Ontology annotation, cellular component: lysosome; trans-Golgi network; late endosome. Lineage: Eukaryota; Metazoa; Chordata; Mammalia; Primates; Cebidae. The record is from RefSeq and is a predicted model, not a curated record. Gene Ontology annotation, biological process: endosome to lysosome transport; phagosome-lysosome fusion.